AUGUACGAAUUACAAGACAAUACCAUUGGUAUUGGUCUGACGAACGGGUCCGUGUAUCAGACCGUAAAAAGGUAUUACUGCGCGUGGAACGACCUUGACAACAAAUCACAUCUCUUGCUGUACGGGUCCAAAGCCUGGAAGUUUCCAGUUCAAGAUGUCAAAUUAGAGCUAUCGUACCCGGUUUAUCAAAAAAAUUAUACAACCGACGUACUGGUUGCGAUGUUUGAUGUGAUUCUGAGGAUAGACAGCACUCAGAGCAGAGGGUAUAUCACAUCGGGGGGCAUUCUUCAGAUCGUGGACUAUAUAAAGCUGCUUAGGGCACAGAGCUCGUGGAAAGGCUACGUUUCCACGUACCCACUUGAUAGACACCACCUAAGCACUUUGUCAUCGAGGGUUAAGUUAAGAAGG
Messenger RNA from Iphiclides podalirius (scarce swallowtail), 408 nucleotides. The record is from the annotation of a GenBank genome assembly. NCBI's taxonomy places the organism in Eukaryota, Metazoa, Arthropoda, Insecta, Lepidoptera, Papilionidae.